AUGUCUCCCCGACUCGGUACCUUCCUGUUGAAGGCCCUCGUUCUGUUGGGAUAUGCUCAUGCUUGGGGAGAGGAUGGUCACUCCAUCGUAGCGGCAAUUGCUCAGCGGAUAGUAUCUGAUAGAGUCAUUGAGGGGGUGAACGAAACACUUGGUAGAGGACAGGAUAUGAUAGGCGUCGCCUGUUGGGCUGACAAGGCCUCUCAUAGUGCUCAGUAUCGAUGGACAGCUCCCCUUCACUUCGUCGAUACUCCUACCAAGCAGUGUCAGAUGGUCUAUGAACGUGACUGUCGUGAUGAUUUUUGUGUUAUUGGCGCCAUUUAUAAUUACACUAAUAGAGCUAUUUCGAAGAGCGUCUCUCGGGCGGAACGCGAGUUCGCCAUGAAACUGGUUACCACCGACUUUGCACCUCCUGGUCCCCGUCACAAGGUAUCGAGUAAGCUUCAUCAGGUGUGGGAUAGUGGUUUGAUAUUACAAGACGAGUUCGAGCUACGCGUUCAACGUCGUAGAGAGCACAGGAAGAUACCGCCGCAUCCUCCGUAUAGACAUAAAUUCGAGGAGAGAUGGCAUGAGCUCUUCGAGCACCUGUGGACAAAGCUGUCCAAGGGUGGGGAGUAUGCCAAGCACCGUGAGGAGUGGCUGGCACCAUGUCGACAGAAUGGUCUUCAAGAAUGCACCAAGACGAUGGCUGAAGAGAGUCUAGCAGUGGCCUGCACUGCUGCGUACCAUGAUGAGUACCGCCGAUGGAUUGCAGAUGGGGACGUGCUGGACCGCAAUUACUUUCUUACGCGGAACCCGCUGAUGGAGGAGCAGUUGGCCAAAGGAGGGGUUCGGCUCGCCUGGGUACUUCAGCAGAUGUUCGGCAGCAACCGUCAUCGUCAUCGGGGUCGCAAGCCGACAACGGGCGAAGAUCAUGUGGCCUCGAUCGGCAUGCCUCCGGUGAUGCCGCCUAUGAUGCCCUUCGUACCCCUCGUAGCACCACCGAUGCCCAUGGCUAGGCACGGAGCAGCCAUCCAGGGGGCUUCAUCUUCGAGUUCGAUUGAGCCGAUGAGAGCAGCAGCGCCUGUCUGGGAGCGAGUCCAUCUCCCUUCUGAUACCGCGGCUCGAGAAGCACUCCGAUCGAAGCUUCUUGAAUGGGAUAUGGAAUUGGAUGCCCAUGGAGAGGCACUGCAAGGGAGUGCCCAUCUUGCUGAAGACAUCCGCCACGCCGUGAACGAGCUUUGUACUAGUGUGUCUGAGCAGCAACGUAUACAGAUGUCAUUGUACAGUGCAAUGGGUCAUGGUAAAGGACGGAGAGGGGGCACGCAGUAUUACAGCAACAAGGUAAGCCUGCAUAGGGCGAAUCUACAGGGUCUCCAGCAAGCCAUGGAGAAGAUAACAACGUCAUUGCAGUCGUUGGAUGAGGACAAAUGUCCAGCUCUAUCGGAGUGGCUGAACGGUCUCACCGCCACUACCGACAAGGUCAAUGGGGCCUUCCUUCAUCAGGAUCUGUCGGAGAAGGUGGUGGACCCAUCCAGCUUCGUCUCCGGGUUGGAGAGCAUUCGAGAUGCCAUUAAAGCGUGCGAUCCAUCUCAGAAUACUCAAGUCGUUGGCAGUAUUGGUCAAAAGUUGGGGACGCUGGUCACAGAAAUUGCGCGGUUUCUGACGGAGGUAGAUGGUUACGAAGAAUCCAUGGUGGCACUGUGCUAUGGCAGUCUCGGCAAACACUCCAGAGGAUCGUCAAUCGGCUUAGUCAAGAGGAAUCGAUGCCAUCCCCGACAGAGGAGUUGGAACCCUGCCUUGGAUCACCUCCCGAUAGAUGACCACCGGCCUACCAUAAUGGAUCGUAUCACCAAACAGACGGUUACGCUCAUCCACGGCGACACAGGCUGCGGGAAGAGCUCGAGAGUACCACAAUUCAUAAUAGAGGCGGAUCCCAACGCCAAGAUCGUCGUAACCCAGCCAAGGAGGCUGGCAGCUAUCACGUUAGCCCACCGAGUGCGAGAUGAGCUCACAGCGUGUGGCAAGGAUGGUGCCUCCUUGGUCGGGUAUCGAAUAGGUGGAGGAGAGAGAAGCGAAUCAUCAGGCGCUGAAGAGCCUCGGAUUCUCUUCGUUACUACAGGCUAUCUCCUCCAGAGUCUCGUCCAAGACCCCAUACGACUGUACACCAAGUGGACCCAUGUCAUACUGGACGAAGCACAUGAGCGUGGUAUGGAUGUCGAUCUGGUGAUGUCUAUAGUACGACUGAUGAGAAGGCAGUCGGUGUCCCCUGACUUCAAGAUAGUCGUAAUGAGCGCAACUCUACAGGGCAAGGUGCUCGCUGACUAUUUCCGGGAUCUCAAUGCUGGUGUCUCGGGUGGGUCGUUGAAGCCUAUAUACGUCGGUGUCAAACGAUUCGCAGUGGAGAGUUACUACCUCGAUGAUCUCUGGGGUCUGUCUCGGCCCCCUGACCCCUCAUCUACUACUGUAGCUGACACACUGAGAGCUCGGAAUUCAGUUUCAAAGAUAUUAGCGAGUGAUGCAACCGAGGGAAUCAACAAGCUCACUAAACUUCAAGACUCGGCGAUCGAGGCCGUAGAGAGCAAGAUGGUCCCUGGUGGCACAAUAGGACUAGUGGAUCUCAAGGACAGUCUGGACCUCUGGGGUGACUCUCUGGGGCCCUCGGCGGCCCCAGACUGCGUCACCAAACUGGCGGCCGUGAAUCAGGCAGCCAACCUCUCGCCAUCGACGAAGUACGAAGUUGAUCUUUCCAUUGCUAUGCUUCAUCCGCCUCGUAAUGGCUCUGCGCUUCUCGUCCGAUCGCUUCAUCUCGAGAGUUCUAUGUUCGUGCCUUGUGUCGCUCCCUUCGCAGCUUACCCUCCUACACUGACCGCAUCACAGGCGGUACCUCAUAAGUCGCUCUGUGGGAACGGCUUUCUGGUGCACCCCGAGGUGGUCUCCUACUCGUACGAUGUGUUGGUCUGGAGGCUCAUUCAGCACUUUUGUGAUGGUGGGGAUAGCGUGAUCGUAUUCUUACCUGGUAUUGCGGAGAUCUUCGACCUCAAUAACUACUAUAGGUCUAUGAUCGAACCGACACUCAUCGGGGUACGAUGUGAAGUGGUGGUACUGCAUAGCACAGUCCCUAUACAGUACGACAGUGAGGGCAAUCUACCUAGGCCUGGGCCAACAGAAGUCCGAGUGUAUCUAUCUACCAAUAUAGCCGAAUCAAGCGUCACCAUACCGGGGGUUAAACUCGUCAUAGACACGUGUAUUGCGAGGCAGGUUGUAUACGACCAGACGCGCGAGACGGUUGGGGAUACGUCUUACCGAGCUACCUUGAAGAAUGUAUGGACGAGCCAAGCAUCGUCAAUGCAGAGAAUGGGCCGUGCUGGUAGAGAGAGUAACGGCUUAUGCAUACGCCUGGUGACGCGGAGAUGGUUCAAGACUGGUAUGGCAAAGUAUGACACCUGUGAGAUGCGACGUGCUCCUUUGGAGAAGAUUUACCUCAACAGCAAGUACCUAUGUCAGCAGCUGAUGAAAAGAAUGCCUAGGCUUGGGCUGCUAACUGCGAGGUCAUUGCUACUCGAACACACUCCCGAACCGCCGGGUUUGGCCUCACUGAAUGCUACAGUAGAUGCACUAGAGCGGUAUGGCGCUUUGACGCCGAGCCCAACAGGGACCGAGCAAUUGUCGGAGAUAACCAUUCUGGGGAAACUGUGCAUCAUCAUGCCAUUGGAGUUGAGACUGUGCAAAAUAAUCCUACUGAGCGUCUGGCUGGGCUGUGCUCUGGACGGGGUACUCAUCGCCUCCGCCCUCUCCUCACAGGAUCCAUUCACAAUGCCUAGCAUGCUAGUCAUGAAAGAAUGGAGACAGUUUGGGCGGAGUGCUAGAUCAAGCUUCGAGACUAGGUCUCGUAUGGACGCCGGGUCGUACUCGGAGCCAUUGAUGCUCCGCAAUCUCUUGCGGAACUGGCUUGUGGCGUACUAUCACUCAGGCGGGGCGGACGGCAGCGAUCGGCAGAGCAUUUUGAAGCACACUAUGGAAUUCUGCAGGUCUACGAAAUUGGCGGUGAUACCUCAACGGCUGACAAACAUCAUCAUGACUGUCAUGGACGUGAGCAAUAGGCUAUUAGGCCUCUUACAACCCGACACCUUGGCCCACAGACAAAUAUCCUGUCUGCUUGAGCUAUUGGGUUUGGGAGAUGAUGUGGCCAAGAAGGAGGUGGUCGAGAGCCUGGAGAGUUUUGGUGCAGCAGACGAUGCAUUGAUGCAAGCGAUGCUGUGCGGCGCGUUUAUGCCCAACCUCGUGGUGGGCCAUCCAGGAAAGCCGUCGAGUGACUGCGAAGAGUCUCCUCUCACCCUCAGUCUUCAGAUGGAAAAUCCUACCGAGGUCAGAGUAGCGGCACUACGCGAGGGUCUGAUGUCCAGCGGUGUUCUGAGCAAUAAAGACAGAGUUGCUAUAGAAGCCACUCACACUGGGGUAGUCCUCCGAGCAUCUCCUCGGCGGCGAGGCGAAGCAAUGAAGCGUGAGAAACUCAGUGAUGAUGAUAAGGAGGAGCGAGCUAGGAAGCGGCGUGUGACUGCGGUGGGUAUGACAGCGAUGGAUGAGGAUCUGAAGGCAUUGAACGAACUUGCCGAGAUACAGGUAGAUGGGCGAAGUGAAGAAGACGAGAAGGAAAAAAGUUGCGACAAUACACUGGGGGUAACCUGGAACGAUGCUGAGGAUGCAUGGGUUGUCAAGAGGAAGGAGGCUAUAGGAGGUAUACUAGCCUACAUCACUUUCUCUAUGACCCCUUUCUUCACAGGCAAAGACAUAGUAAUUCGAAAAGCCUUCGUGGCUGAUGAGAAUACGAGCAUAGUGAAGUCCCGUAUGGAUGCUAUUAAUUGGUGA
This is a messenger RNA of Perkinsus marinus ATCC 50983, 4845 nucleotides long. Its product is annotated as ATP-dependent RNA helicase, putative. Gene Ontology annotation, cellular component: nucleus; intracellular anatomical structure. Bases 1 to 4845 code for a protein of 1614 amino acids. The record is from RefSeq and is a predicted model, not a curated record. Gene Ontology annotation, biological process: DNA catabolic process. Lineage: Eukaryota; Perkinsozoa; Perkinsida; Perkinsidae. Gene Ontology annotation, molecular function: endonuclease activity; RNA binding; ATP binding. The transcript is spliced from 42 exons.